Oreochromis aureus is the source of this 1756-nucleotide messenger RNA. RefSeq names its product G protein-coupled receptor 25 (gene gpr25). Gene Ontology annotation, molecular function: G protein-coupled receptor activity. Gene Ontology annotation, biological process: immune response; G protein-coupled receptor signaling pathway. Gene Ontology annotation, cellular component: membrane. The record is from RefSeq and is a predicted model, not a curated record. Bases 165 to 1271 code for a protein of 368 amino acids. NCBI's taxonomy places the organism in Eukaryota, Metazoa, Chordata, Actinopteri, Cichliformes, Cichlidae. The transcript has a single exon.
AAGUUAUCUCAGACAGUGCAGCAAAGCGAGAGGAAGAGAGCUGAAAUAGGAUUCUCUGUGGUUAGCACUUGUAAUAUCAAGCAGCUGCAUGCUGACAUGGUUAGAUUAACCACUCUGCCACAAUACAACGGCUGCACUACAGAGCCUCUGUGUGAUCUUCCAGAAUGGACGAAGGCACAACUACUGUAGACUAUUUCUACAUUUCUGACGGAAACUACAGUUACAAUUUUUCGUUUUAUGAUCUCCAGGAAGAGUGUGAAAAACCCCUUAAUGGCUCAGAGUAUUUUUUGCCUACAAUUUAUUUCCUGAUAUUUUUCACAGGAUUUGUGGGCAACCUCCUUGUGAUCCUAGUGGUGGGAAACAAGAAGAGAGGUGGUCGUCUCGUGGACACCUUUGUUGUCAACUUGGCCCUGGCUGACCUUAUCUUUGUCCUCACGCUGCCACUGUGGGCCAUUUCUGCAAUGCAGAAAAAUUACUGGAACUUUGGGCUAUUUAGCGACUUUCUCUGCAAGAUGAGCAGCUACAUAAUUGCUGUGAACCGCUUCUCCAAUAUCUUCUUCCUUACUUGCAUGAGUGUUGAUCGCUACCUGGCUGUUGUGAAGCUGAUGGAUUCAAGGUACCUCAGGAGUAGUUUGUGCAUUCGUGCCACUUGUCUUGCAGUGUGGGCAAGCUCCCUGGUGCUUGGCAUCCCAUCUCUGGUGUACCGGAAAGUAGACGAAGAUGAAAAUAUCUGUACAGAGGAUCAAAGUUCACUUUUUUUUCUUGGAAUGAGCCUGGUCAUGGCCUUACUCACCUUUGUCUUCCCGGUGUUUAUCAUUGUCCUCUGCUAUGGCACCAUCAUCAUGCACCUCAACAAGCACUGCGCUGCUGCGGGAAAUCCUCGAGCUGAAGCGCGCCGCAAGCACUCCCUGAAGAUGGUCCUCUGCAUCAUAGUGGCCUUUGUGGUGUCCUGGCUCCCCUACAAUGUUUUUAAAUCCAUCACAGUUAUUUUACGUCUCACAGGUGUUAAAGCCAGCUGUCAAGUUCACUCACAACUUAAAAACGGGCUCAUCAUCUCCUGCUGCCUGGCAUUCCUCAACAGCUGCGUGAACCCAGCCAUUUACUUUUUCUUGGACCAUCACUUCAGACGACGCGCCGAGAUGAUGUACAAAACCUGCUUGGGAAAGCCAAAGAUGCUGCAGAGCUUCAACUCUUCAGCUUCAUUCACCAACGGCUACACUUCAGACAGCAAUGGAACAACUGGUGGGAGAAGUCAAAUUCAAAUGGUUUAGUAGGAGGAAGAUUGUUCUCGUGAACUCUGGAGGUGUUAAAGUAAUAAUGUUACUGCCACCCUUAAGAUCAAUUUAACAUCUCGUUUGUACAUCAUUAUAUGUUUUGGGUUUUGAUUUUGUUAGUACUAUACUGGCCUUUUAUUGCAUUGUAACAUAUUAAGCAUGCACAUGUUACUUGGAAAAGUGUGAUAUAGAUUUUUCUUAAAUUGCAGUUUUCCCAUGAUAUCUGCUUUGUAUGAAAUUUAUUAAUAUUGUAAAUAUUUAGCAUUAAUAGACAAUACCCUACAGUUGCAUUAAUUUAGAAAUGUAAAUAACAUUUAACAUUUGUAGCUGAACAGAUAAUUUGUAAAAGUGGAAAAUGAAUAUCAAAAAAUAUUCUGUGUCUUCUGUGUAUAACUUUUAUCACUAUUAUAAUUGUUUUGUAUAUUUGCAUAAUAUGGUUGCAGUUAAUAAAUGGAAUCUGAUAAAAAUGUUGUGGGACGUAA